AUGUCUGGCUAUUCAUAAAUAGGCUUGUUUGAAAACCGUACAAAUGACUUAGAUUCUCUCUCUUAUGAUGUUCAUCUUAUUUAGUAAACACUCCAUGGAUGGACAUCAAUUUUCAACUAACUAAUGGAGAUUAGCAUAUAAACGCAUAAGCAAAAUUAGUCCAACACUGCAUUACUAUAGCAAUUGAUGAUUUAAUUACAACCAAAAUCAAAACAAACCUAACCCAAAGACUAAAUUAAGUUAUCUCCGAUUAGACCAACUAAAACUGAACCAGAUGAAUACAUAAAACCAGAAAACUUUUCUAGAAUCUUUAACAAUCAUAAAAAGAUUUCGAUCAUGCAGUUGCAAGGGACUCCGUUUGAUUCAGCUUUCGAAAGCAUUAAUAAGGAACUAGAAGAACCUAUAAGGGAUGACUUAUACCUAUCUGUUCCUAAAUCUAUGCAACUGUCUAACGAUAAUAAUAUGCAGAAAAAGAAUCACCAAUUAGAUUUCCAUCCGCAAAGUGUUAAAAACACAUAUGAGAAUAAACAAUUUGCUUUUAAUAAACCCAUUCGUUCAUAGGAUAUUAAAUCUAAUAAAGAGAACACUUAAAAUCAGUAUACCAUUCAUAGAUAAGAUUCGAAACGUAAUUAGGAUUAUCCUCAAUUAUCUACUGUACUUGAAGAGAACCCAUCACUUUUGAUGACAUCAAAUGAGAAUAAUUAUAGACAUUCCAUUACUUAAUCACACAGAUAAUAUGAUUAAUAAAUUAUUUAAAAGCAUUCAUAGAAUAGUUAAAGACCACCAAAUUAUUACCAAUAAUAAUAACACCAAUCAUCAGAAAAUAACAGAUCUUCAUCAAAAUCUUGUUAUGGAGCAGCUAAUAACCUUUAACAAUAGAUUCUCACUAACAAUAUCAACAUUGUAAAUUCGCAAUAACAUUUAUAAUUAAUGCAAUAAUAAUAAUCAACAUAAAAUCAUUCUUAGAAUAAUUUGAUUAGUUAAAGUACAAAAAAUAUCAAAUAGAAUCAAUUCCAAAAUAAUAAUGCGUCGAUCAAAUUGCCAAUAGACACCAUCAAUUAAAUAUCAAGCCAAAGAGCUAAAAGUUAUAGUGAAUAGACCUGUAAAAAAUAAGUAAGCAAACGUAUAUUAGAUAUAGAUAUAUUUGAUAAGAAAUACGAAACUAGUUAGGAGUUGAUAUGGAAGGCUUAGAAAAACAAAAGUUGA
Molecule: messenger RNA, 1206 nt
Organism: Paramecium tetraurelia
Lineage: Eukaryota; Ciliophora; Oligohymenophorea; Peniculida; Parameciidae
Exons: 5
Source: RefSeq, a predicted model, not a curated record